Messenger RNA from Prunus dulcis (almond), 3135 nucleotides. Its product is annotated as probable LRR receptor-like serine/threonine-protein kinase At3g47570. The record is from RefSeq and is a predicted model, not a curated record. Gene Ontology annotation, biological process: protein phosphorylation. NCBI's taxonomy places the organism in Eukaryota, Viridiplantae, Streptophyta, Magnoliopsida, Rosales, Rosaceae. Bases 1 to 3030 code for a protein of 1009 amino acids. The transcript is spliced from 2 exons. Gene Ontology annotation, molecular function: ATP binding; protein kinase activity; protein binding.
AUGGAGGUUUUGGUUUUGAAACUGAUUCUGAUUUACUCACUUUUCAAUGGAGUAUUGUUGGUUUGCUCCAUGCAAAUGGGACUGGAAGGCAACGAGACCGAUAGGCUGGCACUGCUAGCCAUCAAAGCUCAAAUAAAGCCAGAUCCUCGCAAUGUAAUGAGCUCCUGGAAUGAGUCCAUUCACUUUUGCUCGUGGCACGGUGUCUCCUGCGAUCGCCAGAGGGUCACAAAGCUGAACCUGCAAUCUCAAAAGCUGGUAGGGUCCCUGUCUCCAAACAUAGGAAAUCUAAGUUUCCUAAGGGAACUAGAACUACAGAACAACAGCUUCAGCAAUAAAAUCCCUCCAGAAAUUGGGAAUUUGCGUAGAUUGCAGGUACUGUAUCUAAACCGUAACUCAUUUAGUGGCCCUAUUCCGUACAACAUAUCAUAUUGCUCCAACCUCAUCUUCAUGAAUUUCGGUUUCAACGGGUUGGUGGGUAAAAUUCCAUCUGAAUUUGGCUCUUUGUCGAAGCUUCGAAGAUUUGUUGUAGAAGCUAAUAAUUUAACAGGAGAGAUCCCUCCUUCCUUGGGAAACCUUUCGUCUCUCGAGGCAAUUCGUGCAACUCAAAAUAGCUUGGUGGGAAGCAUCCCUACUUCUCUAGGCCAAUUGGUAAACUUAGCAUUUUUGGCAUUGGGCUCAAACAACUUAUCUGGUACCAUUCCUCCCUCCAUCUACAACCUCUCUGCUCUACAUACUUUUGCCGUACCACUUAACCAAAUUCAAGGGAGUCUUCCAUUAGACUUGGGAAAAACUCUUCCUAAUCUCCAAACCUUUAUCAUUGGUUACAACCACUUUUUUGGAUCCCUUCCUCCCUCACUAUCAAAUGCCACAAGUCUACGGUUGUUUCAAGUUCAAGGAAACAAACUAACGGGGCAGGUGCCGGAUUUCCGAAAGCUUCAUAACCUACAGAGAUUCACUAUUCAACAAAAUCGUCUGGGAAGCGGUACGGAUGGUGACUUGAGUUUUCUCUCAGACUUGACCAAUGCCACAGAGUUAGAAUAUUUGAUUAUGGAGUCAAACAAUUUUGGUGGGACGUUGCCCGCAUCAAUAUCCAAUCUCUCAACCAAGCUUGAAAUGUUUUGGUUAUACAGAAACCAAAUACAUGGAAGCAUCCCAACAGAAAUAGGGAAUUUGGUGAACCUACAAUCUUUAGGAAUGGGGGACAAUAGCUUCACCGGUAGUAUCCCCACUGAAAUUCAGAAGAUGUCAAGCAUUGUGGAAUUAGACAUUUCUAUGAAUGUAUUAUCAGGAAGCAUUCCGAACUCGAUAGGAAAUUUAACCAAGUUGUACAGACUCUUCUUAGAAGGAAAUAAUCUUGAGGGUGUCGUCCCUUCCAGCCUGGGAAAAUGCAAGCAGCUGAUAAUAUUGGAUUUGGCUAAUAAUAAACUUAGUGGUGCAAUACCUCAACAAGUUAUUGGCCUCCCAUACUUAUCAAAGCUUUUGAACUUGUCCACGAACAGCUUUACAGGUUCUCUUCCCAUGGAGGUUGGAAACUUGAAAAGUCUAGGUAAAUUAGACGUUUCAAAUAACAUGUUAUCCGGAGAGAUUCCUACCACCCUCGGUAAAUGUGAGAGUUUAGAAGUCUUACAUUUGCAAGGCAACUUCUUCAAGGGGUCUAUUCCCUCAUCUAUGAUUGGGUUGAAAGCCAUAGAAGAAUUAGACCUUUCUCGCAACAAUUUGUCCGGUGAAAUUCCAAAAUUCUUAGAGGGCUUUGUCUUCUUGAACAAACUAGACCUAUCAUUCAAUGAAUUUUGGGGAGCGGUACCAACUGGAGGAGGUGCUUUUAAAAAUGCAAGUGCGAUUUCAAUUACUGGCAACACCAAGCUCUGUGGAGGUAUUGCUGAUCUCCAACUGCCCAAGUGCAAGUCCAGAAAAGGAGGAUUAUCUCGUAGCAUGAAAUUAAUAAUCCCGUUAGUACUUUCCGGAGUUGCUCUUCUUGGAAUAGUUAUGGUGAUGUCCUAUUUCUUCCUCUGUUCGUCAAGAAGGAAAAGGAAAGAGAUUCCGUUGAGCACAUUGGCGAACCAUUUUUUGCAAGUGUCAUAUGCUACUCUUCUAAGAGCUACUGACGAGUUCUCUUCGGCUAAUUUGAUUGGGGCAGGCAGUUUUGGGUCUGUGUACAAAGGAAUUCUUGAUGAUAAUGAUAAACAUCAACUUGUUGCUGUGAAGGUGUUCAACUUAUUACGCCAUGGAGCAUCGAAGAGUUUCAUGGCCGAAUGUGAGGCUUUAAGAAACAUCAAGCAUCGAAAUCUUGUCGAGAUUAUAACUGCGUGUUCAAGUGUUGACUUUCAUGGUAAUGACUUCAAGGCUCUGGUUUACAAGUACAUGGACAGAGGAAGCUUAGAGGAGUGGCUGCAUCCUCCUACUGAAAUUGAAGAGGUAAGAGAGGCACAAAAUCUAGAGCAAAGGCUAGACAUUGCCAUUGAUGUUGCUUGUGCAUUGGAUUAUCUUCAAAAUCAUUGUGAAACACCGAUAGUUCAUUGUGAUCUCAAGCCGAGCAAUGUUCUUCUGGACAACGAGAUGACUGGACAUGUUUCUGACUUUGGACUAGCAAGAUUUCUCUCCCAACAAACUGGUUCUAAUGCUUCAGAAAAUCAAACAAAUUCCAUUGGAAUAAAAGGAACAGUUGGUUAUGCUGCUCCAGAGUACGGUAUGGGAAGUGAGGUGUCAACAAUUGGAGAUAUCUACAGCUUUGGUAUUCUUCUGUUAGAGAUGUUCACAGGAAAGCGACCCACCGACGACAUGUUUAAUGGGGACCUAAACCUUCAUACUUACGUUAAAAUGGCUUUCCCUAAUCGAGUUAUGGAGAUUGUAGAUUCAACACUGUUUGAAGGAGGCACCAACGAGAGAAGUGUUCAAAAGAUUGAGGUGUGCUUGAAUUCAAUAUUUAGAAUUGGAAUUGAAUGCUCUGCUGAAUCUCCAAUAGACCGUCUAAAGAAUAUCAGUGAUGCUGUAUCUGAGCUGCAUUCCAUUAGAGACGUUCUUCUUGGAUAGGAACUUUUUCUGCUACGGGUUUGUGUGAUGGGGAUAUUAUUUUUUAUGUUGCUGCCUGAGAAAUAUUCUUGUUGCUGCUGCUAGGCUGGUACAGUAGAUGGGAGU